This is a messenger RNA of Trichoderma atroviride IMI 206040, 411 nucleotides long. RefSeq lists its product as uncharacterized. Lineage: Eukaryota; Fungi; Ascomycota; Sordariomycetes; Hypocreales; Hypocreaceae. Gene Ontology annotation, molecular function: carbon-sulfur lyase activity. The record is from RefSeq and is a predicted model, not a curated record.
AUGCCUCUCACCGGACACUGCCUCUGCAAAGCCGUCACCUACACGGCCGACGUCGACGCACCCCUCGUUACCGGCUACGAUCACUGCGACGACUGCCAACGCCAGACUGGCUCAACCUACUCUCUCGUCGCCGUCGUCCCCAAAGACAAGCUGACCAUCAACGGCCCCGUCAAGACGUGGACCGGCACGGCCGCCUCCGGAAACAAAGUCGACCGACUCUUCUGCUCCGAGUGCGGCUCUCCCAUUGCCCACGACCCUUCAGCUGCCCCGGAAAUCAUUGUCCUCAAGGCUGGCACUCUCGACACCGAGAUUAAGAAGAACUUGAAGCCUGACACUGAAAUCUGGACCGCCGGCAAACUGCCUUUCUGCCAGGAGCAUCUGGCCAAGCCUUUCAAGUUCAUGCCAGAGUAA